GUCGCUGCCGCUGGCGGUGGCGCGCGACCUGUGGGACGCCGUGGCGGCGUCGCGGCGCGCCGUGUGGAUGCAGCAGCGCGAGCCCGGCGCGCAGCCCGUGGUCGUCAACGACAUUGCCGCGCAGCUGAUCCGCGUGGCGGCCGUCGCGCGCAACGUGGCUUUUGGCGAGGACGUGCUGGCGGCGCUGCGCCGCGAGGCCGCGCACUUUGGCGCCGACGCGCUCGCGCGCCUGCCGCCGGACCUGCAGUGCGCCCCCAACGUGCGCGUGUACACGGCCGUGGUGACGCUGUACGCCAACGACGCCGACCUGCGCGGCAUUGCGCGCACGUGGGCCGACAUGCUGCACGCCGGCGUCGCGCCCAACCUGUUCACGUACACGAGCCUGGUCGUUGGGCUGCACAAGGUGGCCCUGCGCAAGCGGUGGCGGGCGGCGCAGGAGGCUGCCGAGCGCAGCGAUGCCAGCGACGCCGACCAGCCCCGCGCCGACCAGCCGGCCACGACCACGCAGGACGACAUGAUGCGCACAUCGAGGACUGGCUGUUCUCCGACCGCGCCCCGCCUGACGCCGCGCUGCCCGAGCUGUUUCUGUCCGACGUGGCGCCCGACGUUGAUCUGCCGCUCAGCACGCUGCUGCUGCGCUACCACGCCCUCCGCAUCCGUGACGCGGCCGCCAGCAGCAGCAAUGAGAGCGGCACCGGCGAUGGCGAUGAUGCCGACCAGCAGGCCUCCGCGGCCGCCGACCAGCAAGCCUCCGCAGCCGCCGACUACCAGGCCUCCGCGAUCGCCGACGACAACCUGCACCGCGCCAUGCGCGUGUGCCAGGCCGUUGAGCGCGCCGGGCUCGCCCCCGACCACCGCUUCCACGCCGCGCUGGCCGAUCUCUUUGACGCCCACGGCGACCACUCUGGCGCUGACCUCGUGCGCUGCCGCAUGGAUGCAAAGCACCGCCCCGGUCAGUCAUUUGGAAGCUGAUCCAACCGCGCCUGAUUAAAUCAAGCCCUCCCCCCUGAAAAGGCGGCUGCAUUCUCCCAGCGCCCUUCCUUCUUCCUCGCUUGCUUUUUAUCUUUCGCACGAAAAACACUUGCUUGAAUUUCUAUUCAUUUCAAAUACCAACCGCGA
Kickxella alabastrina is the source of this 1119-nucleotide messenger RNA. RefSeq lists its product as uncharacterized. The annotation marks the transcript as partial. The record is from RefSeq and is a predicted model, not a curated record. Gene Ontology annotation, molecular function: protein binding. The transcript has 2 exons. NCBI's taxonomy places the organism in Eukaryota, Fungi, Kickxellomycota, Kickxellomycetes, Kickxellales, Kickxellaceae.